AUGAGUAUCUUGGCUUGGAAUUGCCAGGGUCUAGGAUCACCCCCGGCAAUUCGGAUUCUCACCGACGAGGUGAAAUCCAAAAAUCCGAUCCUGGUGUUCCUUGUGGAGACCAAAGCACGUUCUAGCAGAAUGAAGGGAUUCCUGAGGAAAUUGGAGAUGACCCAGGGAAUUGAUGUUCCUAGUGACGGCAUGAGCAGCGGGUUGGCUAUGAUUUGGAAGGAAGGCGCAGAUAUUAGGUUCAAAAGCUGCUCCAACUCGCAUAUCGACGUGGUGGUAUACGAUGAGAAGGGGCGGAAUCCAUGGAGGGCGACCGGGUUUUAUGGGCAUCUGGACGUAAGGAAGAGGCAUAUAUCAUGGAGUUUUCUUGAAACAUUGAAGAAGCAAUGUGAUAUGCCGUGGGUGGUCUUUGGUGAUUUCAACGAGAUCACCCACCCCGAUGAAAAACUUGGAUGGGCAGACCGAGAUGCAGAUCAAAUGAGAAAGUUUAGAGAUUGUUUGAGUGUGUGUGGUCUUAAUAAUUUGGGAUUUGUGGGAAGCAGAUUCACUUGGUGCAACGGCCGGUUUGGGGACCAACGGACCCUAGUUAGGCUGGAUCGAGUGGUGGCCAAUGAGGGCUGGCUUGCUAAUUUCUCCGAAGCGCAAGUUCACCACGUCUCAAUGGCAGCUUCGGACCAUUGCCUCUUGGCUUUGUUCUUAAGGAAAAAAGUGCCACCAAAGAAAGUGAGAAAGAGAUUCUUUUUUGAGGCCAUGUGGAUCAAAGAUGAAAGAUGCAAGAAGGUGAUUGAAGGGGCUUGGGAUCCAUUACGGGCUGAUGUGGAUAUUCAGGAGAGGAUUAAAAAUUGUCAAGGGCAGCUUAGAAGAUGGAACCAUGGGGUCUAUGGGAAUGUGAAUAAGGUGCUGAAGCUGAAACAGGACAGGCUCAGACACCUUGAAGAUUUGAAUCUCUUGCACGAGACAGCGGAAGAAAUUCAGGGAUUGAAAAAGGAGAUCAAUGAGAUACUCAUAAGGGAGGAGGUAAUGUGGAAUCAAAGAUCAAGGGCUUUAUGGAUCAAAUGUGGUGACCGCAAUACAAAAUUCUUCCAUGCCACGGCAAAUCAAAGACGAAAGACUAACAAGAUUGAGGGGAUUCGGGGCGCGAAUGAUGUAUGGUUUGAUCAGCCGGAGGACAUUGAGAGAGAAGUCCUUGAGUAUUUUUCAUCCAUAUUUAGCACAGCAAGUCCAUCUUCGUUUGCUGCUAGCUUGGGUGCCAUAAACCCGCUGGUCUCGGAUGAAAUGAAUGCUGCUCUCCUUAAGGAGUUUAGUGUGUUGGAAGUCCGGAAAGCUCUGCAUCAAAUGAAACCUACCAAAGCCCCCGGCCCCGACGCAUUCGAAACUAUGCAUAGCAUUGAAUUACGAAGAAGAGGGAAACAGGGUCUGAUGGCAAUAAAACUUAAUAUGAGCAAAGCGUACGAUAGAGUGGAGUGGGCUUAUUUGGAUGCAAUGAUGAGAAAAUUGGGGUUUGCAAAGAGAUGGAUCAAGCUGAUUAUGAUAAAUACAAGUAGAGAUUGUCAAGAAGAAAUUAAGGAGCUGUUUGGGGCCCAAAUCAUCCAACAACAUGAAAGAUAUUUGGGAUUGCCCCCACUUGUGGGCCACGGAAAGAGGAAAGCUUUCUCUCGGGUUAAAGACCAAGUCGGGGGGAAAAUAGCUAAUUGGAAAGGCAAGCUAUUGUCCAACGCGGGUCGUGAGAUUCUUAUUAAGGCGGUUGCCCAAGCCACACCUUCAUACACAAUGAGCUGCUUUAAGUUCUCGGAUUCACUUUGCAAAGAGCUUAAUUCGAUGACGCGAAAUUUCUGGUGGGGGCAGAAAGAUAAGGAGAGGAAAAUGGCUUGGAUCUCUUGGGAAAAGCUAUGCAUCCCUAAAUCGGAAGGUGGCAUGGGGUUUAAAGAUCUUAAGGCAUUCAAUCUCGUGCUCCUAGCCAAACAAGGGUGGCGGCUUCAACAAAACCCAAACUCCAUUACCUACAAAAUACUAGCAGCAAAGUAUUUCAAGGGAAGCAACUUCAUGGAGGCAAACUUGGGCCGAAGACCUUCCUAUGUGUGGAGAAGUUUGCUGGCAGCAAGGGAAGUUCUUGAGAGGGGGUCCCGAUGGAUUAUUGGUGAUGGAAAAAAGGUUAAGACCUGGGAGGAUAGAUGGCUCCCAACUCCAAACACCUUCAAAGUAAUGAGCCCGAGGAGUCAAUUUCAAGUGUUGGAUAGAGUGGAGAAGCUAAUAGAUAGGGAGACAGGCUCUUGGGAUGCAGACUUGGUGAAGAGCAAUUUUGUUGCUCAUGAGGCAGAAAUCAUAUUAAGUAUCCCUAUUAGUAGCACACUCCCUGAGGACUCUCGGGUUUGGGCAGGAACAAGGAAUGGUUUUCUUACUGUUAGAAGUGCCUAUGAAGUGGCUUUCAACCUCAUUAAGGAAGGAAAAAAGCAAGUGGCCUUAGGGGAAAGCUCAGACAAAUCAAAAAUGAAGGAUUUUUGGAAGUUUAUUUGGAAGUUGGAGUGCCCGAAUAAGGUAAAACAGUUUUUCUGGAAAGCCUGCAAAGACAUUCUACCCACCAACUCUAUGCUUGUUUCUCAGAAAAUCACCGGGAUUGAUAGUUGUGGGUUGUGUGGUCUACGUGAAACCUCGGGUCAUGCUCUUUGGGGAUGCAAGUUUGCUUCAGAGGUAUGGAAAAAUGGAGGUCUACCAACAAGAGUUAGAGACCAGCUUCGGUACUCAAAGGAAUUCAUAGAUGUGGUGUGGAGGCUGAAGGAGGAUAAGUGUAUCCAAGACUGGGAGUGGUAUGCAAUCACGGCAUGGAAAAUAUGGAAUAACAGGAAUUCUUUCAAGCAUGAAGGCCUGUGUAAACAGCCAAAGCAAAUUGCAGUGGAGGCCCGAAAUUACACUGAGGAAUGCAGACAAAGUGAUCCUACCCCUAAUGGAAUUCAGGUUCGAACCAAAACUUGCUGGCAACCGCCAAGGGCUGGAUGGUAUAAAGUCAACGUGGAUGGAGCCAUUUUCAAGGAUGCUAGUUGCUGUGGUGUUGGAAUCGUAAUCAGGAAUGAGAAAGGCCAAGCCAUGGAUGCAUUAAGUAAAAGAUUUCAACUUCCCCUGGGGCCUUUAGAGAUUGAAACAAAGGCUAUGGAGGAAGGCAUUCAGCUGGCAAAAGAUCUUAGUCUUAAGGAGAUGCAAAGCAGGUGGUGA
Quercus robur (English oak) is the source of this 3204-nucleotide messenger RNA. RefSeq lists its product as uncharacterized. The coding region runs from base 1 to 3204 and encodes 1067 amino acids. Gene Ontology annotation, molecular function: nucleic acid binding; RNA-DNA hybrid ribonuclease activity. The record is from RefSeq and is a predicted model, not a curated record. Lineage: Eukaryota; Viridiplantae; Streptophyta; Magnoliopsida; Fagales; Fagaceae. The transcript is spliced from 3 exons.